Arachis duranensis is the source of this 2297-nucleotide messenger RNA. RefSeq lists its product as uncharacterized. Gene Ontology annotation, biological process: mitochondrion organization. NCBI's taxonomy places the organism in Eukaryota, Viridiplantae, Streptophyta, Magnoliopsida, Fabales, Fabaceae. Gene Ontology annotation, molecular function: ATP binding; zinc ion binding; ATP hydrolysis activity. The record is from RefSeq and is a predicted model, not a curated record. Gene Ontology annotation, cellular component: mitochondrion.
CCCUGAAAUGAAAAACCGAAAGCUCUCUUCUUUUUUCAUUCCCAUGGAAGCUAACACUUAAAAACCUCAUCUUUUUGUGUUAAACCUUCUUCCCCCUUUUUGCUUUUCAUUCUCAUUUUCCGAAUUAUCGAACAAAAUGGCGAAAACAACCUAUGCGGCGGGUUUGUUGUCAGCCAUAGCAGCCGCAGCUGGUUUCUCUCAAAACCACACUGCUUCUUAUGCUGAUGGCUUCACCAACCUUCCCCAACAACCGCCACAACCGCCUCCUCCUUCCGAUGGAAAAUCGCCGCCGGAGGCGCCGCCGCCGCAGCCUAAGGUUCGAAAUGACCAUCCUAGGACCACUUCUGCUGGGUUUGAUCCUGAGGCUCUGGAGAGAGGUGUCAAGGCACUCAAGGAGAUUUCCUCAUCUCCCCAUGGCAAAAAGGUUUUUGAUGUUAUAAAAAAACAAGAGGAGACAAAGCAAGCUGAAUUGGCUGCAAAGGUGGCAGAGUUUAAGGAAAUGAAAGCACAACACGAAAUUGAGAGACAAAGGAUUAUAUAUGAUGAACAAAAAAAGCUAUCCCAGCAUCAAGCACAAACUAAAUCCCAGAUUGCUAAAUAUGAGGAUGAAUUGGCAAGGAAGAGGAUGCAGGCAGAAAAUGAGUACCAGAGAGCUAGGAAUCAAGAGUUAGUAAAAAUGCAAGAAGAAUCAUCAAUCAGACAGGAGCAAGCUCGACGUGCAACAGAAGAACAGAUUCAAGCACAACGGAGGCAAACUGAAAGAGAGAAGGCUGAGAUCGAACGUGAAACAAUCAGAGUAAGGGCUAUGGCAGAAGCGGAAGGAAGAGCACAUGAAGCAAAGCUAGCUGAAGAGGUCAACAGGCGAAUGCUAGUAGAUCGUGCUAAUGCAGAGCGAGAAAAAUGGGUCGCUGCCAUCAAUACUACUUUUGAACAUAUUGGAGGGGGAUUGAAAGCCAUUCUAACAGAUCAAAACAAGUUGGUUGUAGCAGUUGGUGGAGUGACUGCCCUGGCAGCUGGGGUCUACACAACGAGGGAAGGUGCACGGGUUAUUUGGGGAUAUGUGGAUAGAAUUUUGGGACAACCAUCAUUGAUCCGAGAGUCAUCCAGAGGGAAAUACCCUUGGUCUGGUGUGUUUUCCCGGGCCAUGAGCUCCCUGUCUCGUCGUAGUGAUGCAACUUCGAAAAAUGGAAAUGGUUUUGGUGAUGUAAUUUUGCAUCCUUCACUUCAAAAACGGAUUGAGCAGCUGUCAUCUGCAACGGCAAAUACAAAAGCACAUCAAGCACCAUUCAGAAACAUGCUUUUCUAUGGCCCUCCAGGAACUGGGAAGACAAUGGCUGCUAGAGAAUUGGCUCGUAAAUCUGGGUUAGAUUAUGCAUUGAUGACUGGAGGAGAUGUUGCUCCACUGGGAUCACAGGCUGUAACAAAAAUACACCAGUUGUUUGAUUGGGCUAAGAAAUCAAAAAAGGGUUUAUUGCUUUUCAUUGAUGAAGCCGAUGCAUUUCUGUGCGAGCGGAACAAGACCUAUAUGAGUGAAGCACAAAGAAGUGCACUAAAUGCUCUUCUCUUCCGAACUGGUGACCAGUCUAAAGACAUAGUCCUUGCACUUGCCACAAAUCGACCAGGUGAUCUUGAUUCAGCUGUGGCAGAUCGAAUUGAUGAGGUCUUGGAAUUCCCCUUACCUGGGGAAGGAGAGCGCUUUAAACUUCUUAAGCUCUAUUUGGACAAGUACAUAGCCCAAGCCGGAUCGAGGAAGUCGGGUUCAAUUCAAAGCUUGUUCAAAGGAAACCCGCAAAAGAUAGAAAUUAAAGGAUUGACUGAUGAUAUCAUAAAGGAAGCGGCAGCUAAAACCGAAGGAUUUUCUGGAAGGGAGAUAGCAAAACUGAUGGCAAGUGUUCAAGCUGCUGUAUAUGGGAGCGAGAACUGUGUGCUUGACCCAAGCCUGUUCCGCGAAGUGGUAGAUUACAAAGUUGCAGAGCAUCAACAGAGAAGAAAGUUGGCAGGUGCUGAUAAAGCUAGUGCUUGAGAGGAUGUUCAUUAUCUUAGAUUGUGCCAUGAAGCCUUCUAUUGUUGGUGUAAGCCUUAGUUUGUAUGCAAAUUUUAGCUCACAUAAAGGGGGUUGACCCGCCAUUUUAUUCAUUGAUUAUCCCCAACGACAAGAGGGAGAUUUUGGAAUUUGAGUGUAGUCGAGUUUAAUUUUACCGACUGAUAAUUAUCCUUAAUAGUUCGUAUCCAACUUUAACUACCGAUAUUGUUCUCUCCUGGUCCUGGCUAUGGAUAAUAAAUGGAGGUUGCAGACA